CCGGGGCCUGGCGGGGAUCCACAGCGCCCAGCCCCGGGGGGUCCCCGCGCUUCUCUCCCGGCGCCAUGGCCGUGCCCUUCGUGGAGGACUGGGACCUGGUGCAGACCCUGGGCGAAGGCGCCUACGGAGAAGUUCAGCUUGCUGUGAACAGACGCACAGAAGAAGCGGUUGCAGUAAAAAUAGUUGACAUGAAACGUGCUGUGGACUGUCCAGAGAACAUAAAAAAAGAGAUCUGCAUUAAUAAGAUGUUAAAUCAUGAGAACAUUGUGAAGUUCUAUGGACAUCGUAGAGAAGGCAGUAUUCAGUACCUCUUCCUGGAGUACUGCAGCGGGGGAGAACUCUUUGACCGAAUAGAGCCUGAUAUAGGAAUGUCUGAACCAGAUGCACAGAAGUUUUUCCAUCAGCUUAUGGCUGGCGUGGUAUAUCUCCACAGUAUAGGAAUAACUCACAGGGAUAUUAAGCCUGAGAAUCUCCUGCUAGAUGAAAGAGAUAAUCUCAAAAUCUCUGAUUUUGGCUUAGCUACUGUGUUUAAACACAAUGGUCGUGAGCGACUGUUAAACAAAAUGUGUGGCACUCUCCCAUAUGUUGCCCCAGAACUGUUAAAGAGAAAAGAAUUCCAUGCAGAGCCAGUUGACAUUUGGUCAUGUGGAAUAGUACUUACUGCUAUGUUGGCAGGAGAAUUGCCAUGGGACCAGCCUAGCGAUAGUUGCCAAGAAUACUGUGAUUGGAAGGAAAAGAAAACAUACCUUCCACCUUGGAAGAAGAUUGAUUCUGCACCGUUAGCUCUGCUCCACAAAAUACUAACUGAGAGCCCCACGGCAAGGGUUACCAUUGCAGACAUUAAAAAGGACAGAUGGUACAACAAACCUAUGAAGAAAGGUGUAAAGCGGGCUCGUGUCUCCUCAGGGGGCCUUUCAGACUCACCAGGUGGCUUUUCUAAGCACGUUCGGUCCGAUAUGGACUUUUCACCAAUGAAAAGUGCACACAGUGAGGAAAAAGUGAGCUACUCCACUUCUCAGCCAGAACCUCGCACUGGCAUUUCCUUGUGGGACAGCAGUCCACCCAAUAUCAACAGACUAGUACAAGGGAUCAGCUUCUCCCAGCCAGCAUGCCCUGAGCACAUGCUAGUGAACAGUCAGUUACUUGGCACCCCAGGCUCAUCACAGAACCCAUGGCAACGCCUGGUGAAGAGAAUGACCCGUUUCUUUACAAAGCUGGAUGCUGACCGCUCCUAUAAUAGUUUGAAGGAGGUUUGUGAGAAGAUGGGCUAUGUCUGGAAGAAAAGCUGCACAAACCAGGUCACCAUAUCAACUACUGAUAGAAGGAAUAAUAAACUGAUUUUCAAGGUGAACUUGGUAGAAAUGGAGGACAAGAUUUUGGUGGAUUUCCGCCUGUCUAAGGGUGAUGGGUUGGAGUUCAAGAGGCACUUCCUGAAGAUUAAGGGGAAACUGAAUGAUAUUGUCAGCACCCAGAAAGUAUGGCUUCCUGCCACGUGAUCCAGCUGCCAUCGGGAGGUGGAGUGAAUUGGAUGCUGCUACACUGAUAUAAUUUUAAUUUUUAUUCUGCAUCAAGAAAUGCUUGUGGGUGCCAGUAUCUGAGAGUCACUUGCGAUGGAAACCCGUUUGUUUCAGGAUCUGUCUUGACACCAGGACAUUUCCUCAGAGGAUAAGCUUGGUAAAUACAUUUCCAGGGCCUCCCAGAUGAAUUUGGUGAACAUUAAAGUGUUCCUGACUGUAGUAAGUUAGCUGGUGGCAUGCUUUCCUAUUGCUAGCUAUUGGCAUGAGGUUUUCUUUCUUCUUCUGAGCAAACCUUCUCAUUGGGAUACUUUGUGCUUCUGUGGGAGCCAGCCUGACUGUUCCCCUGACUUACGGAGAAUAUGCCUCCUGCCCCAAGGCUGUUGCAGCCACUGACUGAUGCAGACUUAGAGGUUUUUUUGGUAGGAGUGGGAUGGUAAGAGCCUAUACCUAAUAAAAAUUUGUUUCAGCCCCCUUA
This is a messenger RNA of Chelonoidis abingdonii (Abingdon island giant tortoise), 1992 nucleotides long. RefSeq names its product checkpoint kinase 1 (gene CHEK1). NCBI's taxonomy places the organism in Eukaryota, Metazoa, Chordata, Testudines, Testudinidae. Gene Ontology annotation, cellular component: nucleus; site of double-strand break; cytoplasm. Gene Ontology annotation, molecular function: ATP binding; protein serine/threonine kinase activity. Gene Ontology annotation, biological process: protein phosphorylation; mitotic G2 DNA damage checkpoint signaling. The record is from RefSeq and is a predicted model, not a curated record.